This is a messenger RNA of Syngnathoides biaculeatus (alligator pipefish), 2227 nucleotides long. RefSeq lists its product as uncharacterized. Gene Ontology annotation, molecular function: ubiquitin protein ligase activity; zinc ion binding. The transcript has 6 exons. The coding region runs from base 1193 to 1660 and encodes 155 amino acids. Gene Ontology annotation, cellular component: endomembrane system. The record is from RefSeq and is a predicted model, not a curated record. NCBI's taxonomy places the organism in Eukaryota, Metazoa, Chordata, Actinopteri, Syngnathiformes, Syngnathidae.
AUUGGAGGACAGGCAGAGGGAGGGUUAAGGCUGAGCAGAGUUGCGAGGCAAAACGGAGGGUCACAUGAGCACAGAUCUGUUUACAAACCCAAGGCAGAACAGAGCAGUGCAGAAGGCGUCGUCAGGGAAAGGCAGACUGCAGGCUCACAAUUAAAAAAAAAAAAAGCAAUUGUGGACUCAAAGAGGAAGAGAAGAGUGCCAUGACAAAGCCAACUGGAAGUGCGAGAGAUUGCUACAGAUAGACUCUAUGGUGACACACGCAGGCUUUGUCUAUUUUUUUUUUUCAUCUGAAAAAACAGAUGGUCGGAGGAAGAGGAUCCACCUUCCCCAUACAAACACGCACAAACGCCAGCUCUGAGUGAGAAACCAACACUCAGCAACAAAAACAGCAAUGCCAUCUUUGGGACUGUUGUAUGACGUUUUCCUCACUUUGUUUGGCCUUUGAGCGGAGCACAUCUGUGGCUUCUACACUGAGGUGGAAUACCCUCUCCAACAUCAGUGGACUGGAGGACAAGACAGCAGAGGACGCGAGAGGGGGGAGAAUGAGAGCUGAGAAAAUCCUCUGUUAAAAAAAAACAGCUUUAGAGGGGCAAGACAAAGCAGACUAAAGACAGAUUAUUAUCGUCAUUGAUCGACAAAUGUCAUUGUGAUCAGUGGAUGACAUUGGAGACAGCCCUGCAGACGACAAACACAAGUCAAAGAGGGUCUUUCUCUGCUUUGUGUGUAAAUAUUGACCGUGCUGUUGAUGAUGUUAUGACUGCGCAUGAUUCACAUUUUGACAACAACUCGCAAAAUAACCCACGGUAUGAGGCAAGCGAUGGUCCAAGCCACACAACAAGAUUCCUUUGUCUUCCCUGAUGACAUCAGUUAUACUGGCAUCCAAGAGCACAUGAGGUUUUUAGACGUUGUCCAAACUCUUGUCCCAAAUAUCCCAAUCUUUGCACGGAGUGGUUAAUCCAGAUUUGGGAACGCUGGGCCGCACAGACUGCUGAGCCAACAAAACCACACCUCUCAAGGAUUUAUGGAAAUCUGAGCAAAUCUGAAAAACUUUAGGCUUGUAUUUGGUCGAGCUCAGCACACAGUGACUGAUCCCAGGCACCAACCACGAGUCUGAGAGUUUGGCCUUCAUUCAGGCUCAGCCUUCUUCUUAAAGGGUCUGAAUUUAUUGCUGCUGCCCCAGGAAUCAUAUUUCAUGCAACCAUUCCAAUGGUGUAACGGAUGCCUGUGCAGUUUGAAUUCUCUCAGCUCUGAAAAGGACUGCAGCAUGACGUCUGACAUGUAUCACCUGCCGCUCAAUGUGUAUGUCAUCGUGCUGGGCAUUGGCCUCUUUGUCUUCAUGCUCAGUCUCAUCUUCUGCUGCUACCUUUUCAGGUUGAAACAACAAGGAACGAGGGAGCAGUUCAGCUAUAAUGAGGUGGUGCUCAAGGGGGCAAGUAAGAAACUCAGCCUGCUUGGACAAACCUGUGCAGUGUGUCUGGAAGAAUUCAGGACCCGAGAUGAACUGGGUGUGUGCCCGUGCUCGCAUGCAUUUCACAAGAAGUGCCUGCUAAAGUGGCUGGAGAUCCGCAACGUGUGCCCAAUGUGCAACAAACCCAUCUUGCGGCUCCACACAGAUGCCCCGCAAGGCGCCGAGGGUACUCUGGAGCCAGAGGAGGUGUGAGGCUGGGAGCAAUGAGACCCGCACUUCUCUUGCAACCAUUUAAUUACGACUAGAGAUGAUCAUCUCGCAGGCACUGCUGUUUAUGAUCCCAAGUGGCUGUAUUGCCACUGGCCUCUGAGCAAUAUUCUUAGGUGGGAAUUGGAUACCGACAGGUAGGGUAGAGUCAGGAGAUGGGGGAAAGGCUGUAUAAAUAAGACAUUUCCAUUGCAUUGGUCCUCACUUAGCUUCCAUAUCGCACUACUCAGCAACAACCUGACUGGAAAGGAGGCACCACGACUGCAGCACUGCUGGCCACAGUAUAACAGUAGCGGUACUGAUACCUCUACCAUCUCAGGGGUGUUACCAAUCCAGCCAGCACAAACCAUGUCAGUCACACCGUAAUCCACACGUGCAUAUUACAAUCAAGUCUGCCGCUGUGUAGGUGCAAAACUCAAGAGGUAGCCACGCCCUCUGGAUGACAUCACGACCAGCAUAAAGGAUAUAAGUAGGCAGUUUUUCUUUUCAGAUGUGUACCAGGAACUUUCUUUUUAAAAGAGGAUAGAAACUAGCCUGUAUGUAACUGUACGU